Cantharellus anzutake is the source of this 468-nucleotide messenger RNA. RefSeq lists its product as uncharacterized. Bases 1 to 468 code for a protein of 155 amino acids. The record is from RefSeq and is a predicted model, not a curated record. NCBI's taxonomy places the organism in Eukaryota, Fungi, Basidiomycota, Agaricomycetes, Cantharellales, Hydnaceae. The transcript has 2 exons.
AUGUCAGAGAAAGGAUCAGUAACAAAGUCCACACAGGACAACGGCGUGAUGACUCAGAGCCCACAGGAGGAGAAUCAAGCUAGUGCUGGCAUUCUGCCUGACCCUGCUAGUUCUCCUGCAAGGCGCAAGUUUGCCAUUGCCAACGUUCGAGAGUUCCUCGACGAGGAAGUCUACACUGAUCUGGUUUACAUUCCUCUGUUUUUUUACUACUUUAUGACCGUCUCGGCCAAAUCUCAAACCUUCCGCCUGUUUCCGAGGUCCCGCAAAUGGCUCGUCCUGAGCACCCUUGCCCAACUAGGCCUAACGCUUGCUGCAUCCUUGGUAGUGCAUUACAGCGGGCAGAGCGAGUUCGCAGGUGAAUCAAGUUGGACGAAUGCGUUGGGUUACGCAACGCUUGCGCGCGUGCCAACGUUGGCACUAGAAUCGGAAGUCAAUUUGCUACGUUGGUAUCACCUCUUUCACCAUUGA